Messenger RNA from Loxodonta africana (African savanna elephant), 2407 nucleotides. It is a transcript of the gene LRRC4C, whose product is annotated as leucine rich repeat containing 4C. Gene Ontology annotation, molecular function: cell-cell adhesion mediator activity. The transcript is spliced from 2 exons. Gene Ontology annotation, cellular component: plasma membrane; postsynaptic density membrane; glutamatergic synapse. Gene Ontology annotation, biological process: regulation of axonogenesis; synaptic membrane adhesion; modulation of chemical synaptic transmission. The coding region runs from base 138 to 2060 and encodes 640 amino acids. The record is from RefSeq and is a predicted model, not a curated record. NCBI's taxonomy places the organism in Eukaryota, Metazoa, Chordata, Mammalia, Proboscidea, Elephantidae.
AUGUGCAGAAUUGUUCUAAUGGAUUUUUUUUUUUUUUUUUUAGAUUGCCAAACACGUUGCCUAUUAACAGCAUAGUGACCACAAUGGAGAACUAGACUGUUUGAACUCCAGAAGGACCAACACCAGAUAAAUUAUGAAUGUUGAACAAGAUGACCUUACAUCCACAGCAGAUAAUGAUAGGUCCUAGGUUUAACAGGGCCUUAUUUGACCCCCUGCUUGUGGUGCUGCUGGCUCUCCAACUUCUUGUGGUGGCUGGUCUGGUGCGGGCUCAAACCUGCCCUUCCGUCUGCUCCUGCAGCAACCAAUUCAGCAAGGUGAUUUGCGUUCGGAAAAACCUGCGCGAGGUUCCAGAUGGCAUCUCGACCAACACGCGGCUGCUGAACCUCCAUGAGAACCAAAUCCAGAUCAUCAAAGUGAACAGCUUCAAGCACUUGAGGCACCUGGAAAUCCUACAGUUGAGUAGGAAUCACAUUAGAACAAUUGAAAUUGGGGCUUUCAAUGGUCUGGCGAACCUCAACACUCUGGAACUCUUUGACAAUCGUCUGACUACCAUCCCGAAUGGAGCUUUUGUAUAUUUGUCUAAACUGAAGGAGCUCUGGUUGCGGAACAACCCCAUUGAAAGCAUCCCUUCUUAUGCUUUUAAUAGAAUCCCUUCUUUGCGCCGGCUAGACUUGGGGGAAUUGAAAAGGCUUUCAUACAUCUCAGAAGGUGCCUUUGAAGGUCUGUCCAAUUUGAGGUAUUUGAACCUUGCCAUGUGCAACCUCCGGGAAAUCCCUAACCUCACACCACUUAUAAAACUGGAUGAGUUGGAUCUUUCUGGGAAUCAUUUGUCUGCCAUCAGGCCUGGCUCUUUUCAGGGGUUGAUGCACCUUCAAAAACUGUGGAUGAUACAGUCGCAGAUUCAAGUGAUUGAACGGAAUGCCUUUGAUAACCUUCAGUCACUAGUGGAAAUCAACUUGGCACACAACAAUCUAACAUUACUGCCUCAUGACCUUUUCACUCCCUUGCAUCAUCUAGAGCGGAUACACUUACAUCACAACCCUUGGAACUGUAACUGUGACAUACUGUGGCUCAGCUGGUGGAUAAAAGACAUGGCCCCCUCCAACACAGCUUGCUGUGCCAGGUGUAACACUCCUCCCAAUCUGAAAGGGAGGUACAUUGGGGAGCUCGACCAGAAUUAUUUCACGUGCUAUGCUCCCGUGAUUGUGGAGCCCCCUGCAGACCUCAAUGUCACUGAAGGCAUGGCAGCCGAGCUGAAAUGCCGAGCCUCCACGUCCCUGACCUCUGUAUCUUGGACUACGCCAAACGGAACAGUCAUGACACAUGGGGCGUACAAAGUACGGAUAGCUGUGCUCAGCGAUGGUACAUUAAAUUUCACGAAUGUAACCGUGCAAGAUACAGGCAUGUACACAUGUAUGGUGAGUAAUUCCGUUGGAAAUACCACUGCUUCGGCCACUCUGAAUGUUACUGCGGCAACCACUACUCCCUUCUCUUACUUUUCAACCGUCACGGUAGAGACUAUGGAACCUUCUCAGGAUGAGGCUCGGACCACAGAUAACAAUGUGGGCCCCACUCCAGUGAUCGACUGGGAGACCACCAAUGUGACCAUCUCUCUCACACCACAGAGCACAAGGUCGACAGAAAAAACAUUCACCAUCCCAGUGACUGAUAUAAACAGUGGGAUCCCAGGAAUCGAUGAGGUCAUGAAGACUACCAAAAUCAUCAUUGGCUGUUUUGUGGCCAUCACACUUAUGGCUGCAGUGAUGCUGGUCAUUUUCUACAAGAUGAGGAAGCAGCAUCAUCGGCAAAACCAUCAUGCCCCAACACGGACUGUUGAAAUCAUUAAUGUGGAUGAUGAGAUUACAGGGGACACACCCAUGGAAAGCCACCUGCCCAUGCCUGCUAUCGAGCAUGAGCACCUAAAUCACUAUAACUCUUAUAAAUCUCCCUUCAACCACACAACAACAGUUAACACAAUAAAUUCAAUACACAGUUCAGUGCAUGAACCGUUAUUGAUCCGAAUGAACUCUAAAGACAAUGUACAAGAGACUCAAAUCUAAAACAUUUACAGAGUUACAGAAAACAAUCGAAACAAAGACAGUUUAUUAAAAAUGACACAAAUGACUGGGCUAAAUCUACUGUUUCAAAAAAAAGUGUCUUUACAAAAAAAAACAAAAAGAAAAGAAAUUUAUUUAUUAAAAAUUCUAUUGUGAGCUAAAGCAGACAAAAUUAUGUGUAUUCCUCAGAACCUGUUUUUGCUGCACUUAUUUACUAUUUUCCCACAUCUCGUCCCUCCCUUCCCUGAUUGCCAUAUUUUUCAUAGGAGAUCUCAAUUCCCUAAAGAACUGGUCUAGGAAAUUUUGUAAGAAUUCUGUUACACUCUGAGAUUUUUAUGGUGAAUUCUAGU